Messenger RNA from Closterium sp. NIES-67, 5600 nucleotides. Lineage: Eukaryota; Viridiplantae; Streptophyta; Zygnematophyceae; Desmidiales; Closteriaceae. The record is from the annotation of a GenBank genome assembly.
CUGGCACGAGUCGGCAGGAAGUCCACCUGCCGACUGAUGCCAGGUCAGCAAUACCCUAUCUUCGUUUGCGGCUGUGAUAUCGCCUCGCAAAAACGCGUGCUGCCGCUCGCUCCACUGCGUGCAAGGACAAUCGUCCUUUGCUGGUUACAGCACAGUAGCUUCUUGUUCGCUUCAGAGAGUUUCAAGCAGUGAAGCGGACGAGUGACCGUCAGUGGCUCUCCCAGGGCCUCCAGCUACUGUAAUAGUGGACUUCUUGAUGAGUCUCCGCGUCCCUCUUGACAUUGACUGCACGAACAUCCCGAGGAAUGGAGUUAUGCUCACUCGGAUUUAUAACUCUUUUCAACAACACGACUUUACGCAAGCUUUGGACAAUCCACUGACUGACAGUCCAUUUUGUGGGUAACAGUCUGUCCUGACCGACGCACCUUAUUCUGACGGACAGUCUCAUUUCCCGACUGGCAGUCCCAUUCCCCGACCGACAAUUCAUUUUCUGACAGACUGACUGACAGUCGAUUCCGUGACUGACAGUCCACUCCCAGAGCUCAGUCUUCCGGCUCCAUUUUCAGAAAUCAGUUCUCGUUCUUCUACUUUGUGAUCCGCCUUAUGUACAUCUCUUUCGCGUUCUGAGGCGCCUCGAAACGCGUACAUUUCAUCGUAGUCGCUCCUCCUGCUACGAGCGACGCUACGAGGCGAUAAGUAUAUGAGAGCGAGCGACAGACUAUGGUCUGAUUUCGUGAGUGCGACAGAAUGUGCCAUCUCAUGACAGCCUCUGGCAUAUAUAUAUGAGAUCGACUGACGUUGACCUUAUUUUACGACAUUCUAUGACCCGAUUUCAUGAGAGCGACAGCAUGUGACCUAAUUUCGUUAGACGACCUCGAAAUGCGGUGUGGUGUCAGAUUAUGAGUGGCUCUCAGUGCUGUCGUAAGAGUCUUACGCUGCUGGAACCGGUCAGACUGCUAGCCGCUAGCAUCUCAAGUGUUACACUUGACGAAAUCGAUUAAUGCUCAAUAGCUCGAAUUUGGAGAUUCUCGAGUUUAUUCACCGUAUAAGCUCCCAAUCGAGUUAAUCUCCUCUUCUUGAGGAGAAAACGAGCUACUAAUGACAGGAAAAGAGGUGGAGAGGGAAAAGAGUCGUGAGAGGGGGGGUGAGGGAGAACGACAGGAGAGGAAGAAGGGAAGGGGAAGAGAGAAAGGGAAGAGCAAUGCGAAGGACAGGAGGGACGAGUGCAGAGGAAGGACCAGAAGCGGGAAAGGAGCAUCAAUAACCCCAUCUGAUGGGGAGGGAUCAGGACUCACGGAUCACCAUAGCCGUCAAGAGCAUCAGCAUGAGCACAACUGUAACGACCUUGAUGGUAACCUUAACGAGCUUGAGGGUAAUGUUAACCACCUUGAUGGUAACCCUAACCAUCAUGAUAACGGCCAAUGCCAGGAUGAGCGGGUGCUGCUUCUUCAGCAGCAGCAGCAGCAGCAGCAGCAGCAGCAGCAGCAGCAGCAGCAGAAGCAGCAGCAUCAGCUGCCACUGACUUCAGAAUUCUCAUCCAUGGAGUGGCAUGCGUUGAUGACUCAGGCAUCACCGUCAGCAGCUGACGGAUGGCAUGGGAUGCUGACGUCAGCAGCAUCAGCACCCAUCAUCGAGAGAUGGCAUUCCCUCAUCCGACGCCGUGAGCUGCCGAAGGGCUCGGCACCUUUCAUCAUCCUGGGCGCGUGUCUCUUGCUGGUGCUCGUUCUCUGGUUUGACAUCUUCUCACUCUUCCAAGCCGGCGACGAGCAGGCGCUUAUCCGUGUGCCAGCUCCUGUGACGCUCCCAGGCUCACUACCACCAUCACGAGGAGUGGAUACAACAGCAGCAGGUGCUAGCAGCAGCAGCAGUGACGGCAGUGAUAGCAGCAGCAGCAGCAGCGAUGAUAGCAGCAGCACGGCCAGGUGGCAGCAGCAUGCGUUCAGGCACGUGGGGCUCGUGUCCUUCGCUCAGUUCUCCGCAUAUCGAAUCGCCGCCAACCAGUUUGCUGUCGUGGGGCUGGCGGCUCGCGCCCUGGACAAAGAGAGAAAGGUCGGCGAAUGCAUGUGGGAGACGGAGAAACCAGAGGGGCGGGGGCUGGGAGAGUUGGAGAGGGGUGAGGAAAUAAGAAGAGAGGAAAGCAGAGGUGCCGCGUCAGAGGGUGGGAGAAACAGUGGGAGGAGGAGGGUGAUGGUUAAGGAUAGUGUGGGAGGAGGAAGGGAGCAGAGACAUAGAGGAGGGGCGACGAAUUAUGUGAGGCACAGAGGUGGAACGAGGGAUUAUGAGAGGAGAAAAGUGCUGAGGACGGAGGAGAGGGGGGGGGCGGAGAGGAGGGGGGAGGAGAGGUGGGAGGAGGAGAGAAGAGGGGAGAGGAGUUUGAAAGAGGUGGAGGUGGAUGAGAGGGGGUGGGUACAUGGCAAGGUGGAGGCGCUACACGUGGGGGAACACCAUUCGCUGAAAUAUGCCGGGCUGGUUCUGCUGUGCACGCUCAAGAGGGAGGCAUACAUGGCAGAUGGAGGCAGGCUGCACAUGAGCAUAGAGGGCGAGGACGUGGUGGUGUAUGAGGAGCAGGUUGGGGAGGUGGUCAGUGCCGUGGCCCAUCCUCCCUUCCUCUACAACGUCACGCACUGCUCCCCGCCCAUUCACGGUCAGGUGAACGCGGAGCGCAUCUACCAAUGGAUGGAUGUGCACAUACGGAUGGGUGUGGACCACUAUGCCAUGUACGAUGUGGGCGGGGUGGACGACCACCUGCGGACUUUGAUUCAGCCGCUCGUAGAUGGAGGGAUCACGGAGACCACAAAUUUCCGUGAUGUGGUGAACUAUGAGUCAUGGUACCAUGGGCAGGUCAUGAUACUCAAUGACUGUGUGUAUCGAUUCCGCUGCCUCUCCAAGUGGCUCAUGUUCCUUGACUACGACGAGUACAUGUUUAUUAAUGGGCAGGAGCGCAUGCCCACCCCUCUGAGCGUGCAUCACUUCCUCAUGCCCUAUGAGGGCAUGCCCUAUGUCAGCCAUGGGAGCGUCUGGUGGGACCACGAGCACUGCCUGCCCUCUGAAGGACCUCAAGACCCCCGCUGGCCACUGGAGCGCAUGCUGUGGCACUGGCCAGUUGUCUACUGCCAGGGGAAGGACAACAGCACGGACCCCAAGAUGUGCCUCGACUACUAUGGGCACCGCAAGCUGUUUGUCGAUCCAAGGAAGGUGCGAGUGGUGGAGAACCACGUGGUUCAGGACCCCAAUUCGGGCGGCAAGGACCUCUCGACUGACAUCCUCAUGCACCACCACUUCCAUGGCAUAAUAAAACGGGACAUCAACGAGUGCACCCAGACACUGCUAGUAGCCGACCCAGUGAAGUACUUUCACCACUCGACAGUGGAGGCAUGCAGAAUGCACUAUGUGCGCACACAUCCCCUCGAUGUAACGUUUCUUCUUGCCGCUCACAAGGUGAGAGGAGAGGAGAGGAGCGGUACAUGCUUAGGAUUUACAUGCAUACGAUGUUUAUCGUGCAUCAUUAGGCUGUGCUGAUUCGGUGUGAUGUUUCUCUGCCUAAUGUGGCCUCUUCCUUCGCGUGAGCUGUUGCUAUGCAGUGGUGGAGAGAAUACGUGUACAGGACGCAACAUGGCAUGUGAUGGUCAAGGGUAAUAACUGCCUAGCUUUUCUAGGUCUGGAAAAUUGCGUGUCAUUUUCCAGUAAUAACACAUAAUUUGACCAUCAAAGAAACUUGCAUGGUUGUCGUCAACAGUGAGCAGAAUCUCCGCAUACAUUCUACAAUGUGAUCAGCACGAGCCGUCCUGAGCGGAGACCUGUGCGGUUUCCGUGUUCCAGAGCGUUUUUCCAACAUCCAAAAGGCGUGUUGCGAACAGGGCUUACGCUAGGGCCCAGGGAGUUUCGGAAGGUGCUGAGUUAUGAUCCAAUCAUACCCAAAAUUUUCCGGAAUCCAAGGGGUUUUCACUCGGAAUCCUUACAAGUUUUCCGAGCGGUAACUCUGCCUAAGCGGAAGGGAUUUUCUGCCUUCUAGUCUAAUGUUUAGGGCGCAGAUGACGGAGCAAUUGAAAAGAAAGCUAAGUCCCAAACCCGAAAUCAACCUUGAUGUUCGUGACGGAGAUUUUUUCUCCACGCAGUGGCGGAGGGAUUUUCUCCUUGCUGAACGCCAUGCUGCGAGACUAGUCCGUCAGGUUUCAUGAAAACCUGUCACGGAAUGCAUCCGAAUUUCAAGGCUCAUUGAUUCGGCCAGAUUCAGAGAUUCGGCAGAACCCAGCCUGUUAAAAUCCAGGUUCAGGGUCUAGACAACUCUUAAUUUCUUGACACUUAGGGUAGCUUUGUUCACAAACUCCGUUUUUUCUGCCCUCUUGGUCUGUCUCCAGGAGGAACAAAAGGUUGGAGACUACAAUGCCCCACGAAACCCAUGUGAAGUUAGAAUUUAUAACUAACGACGGCUAUUCGCCUGCACGAAAAACACCUUGGCCCCUUCGCAACUUCGUGCUGGCCGGGCUGGCCCCUUCGUAACUUCGUUGAGAUUGGCGAAACGCGUUUACACUUUUCGUGCUGAGUUGUUCUGGUACGUGGACAACGAGCAGUCAAAUGUUUUCCAACAUGCGUGAAGAUGUUUGCGCAAAACAUUUGGCCCGAAUCCACGCUUUUUAAUGCGCAUAUCUCGUGCAUACGAUUGGCCUAAACUUACAGGCGGGGGGAAAAAAAGGGGGGGAAAAAAAAAACAAGAGGCUACGAGAUGGUCUUAGGGUUGCGGUGUGUUAAAAUUAUAUAAGUUAUAAUUUAUAUAGGCUUGGUAGGUUGUUACUGAACCUUUUCUGUAGAGGGUACAAACCCCUCCUUGUACUCCUCUCUUCCUAAUCCAACCCCCUUUUCUUCUCCUCAACUUUCCUAGCACCUAAAACCUCUCGCCAUUCUCAUGGCUCCUCCUAGCUCCUAGCUAAACCUUGUGCCAUUCUAUGGCUUCCUAGCUAAGCUAGUCCUUUGACAUGGUAUUAGAGCAACGACGGCUGACUCCCGCCGGCCGUCCCACCGUCGCGGGGCCAGGCCACGUCACCGAGAGGUGCGGGUGCCGCCGCCGCUGCCGCUGUUGUCGAAGCCGCCGCCGCCGCCGCUGUCGCCGCUUGCGUCGGGGCCACGCAGCCGCACGCCGCCGCCGCCGCCGCUGCCGACACUGCCGCCGCUGCCGCCGUCGCCGCCGCAGCCCCUGCGGUCGACGUCGCCGCCUCACGCGCCGUGGGGUCGACCGACCUAGAGUCGCUGUCAUUGUGGCUGGAAUGGGGGUGCUAGGUUAGGGGGUGUGGGUGUGUGACUACCAAGCCUAGGGGGUGUGUGUUAAAAUUAUAUAAGUUAUAAUUUAUAUAGGCUUGGUAGGUUGUUACUGAACCUUUUCUGUAGAGGGUACAAACCCCUCCUUGUACUCCUCUCUUCCUAAUCCAACCCCCUUUUCUUCUCCUCAACUUUCCUAGCACCUAAAACCUCUCGCCAUUCUCAUGGCUCCUCCUAGCUCCUAGCUAAACCUUGUGCCAUUCUAUGGCUUCCUAGCUAAGCUAGUCCUUUGACAUGCGGAGCAUUUCAUGAUGAGACUUUAUUAUACAUAAAAUGUUUUAUUUCCA